UAUAUGUACACCAUAGGCCAAGCCUGCCUGUCGACAACUUGAUUCUCCGAACACCAAAAACAGAAGAUCUUGAAGUCCAGUUUUUUUCUGUAGCCGGACGUGUGUAACUGAAACACCAAAGACCCUUUUCUUAAAACUUCAUUUUAAGGUCGCCCGUCUCUUCAGAUUUCAUGAUUUUCACUUUGACCGCCAUGAAAAGGCUUAGAGGUUUCAGGAUUGGACGCAAGAAACUAGCGAGAUUCUUCAAAUGGAUAGCCCGACCCAGAAGAAAACCUGCCCGUUUGAGUUCCAUGGACCUCCCUAGAAGGUCCUUCAACUCCAUUUCCAAAAUCCUGGGCAUGGCUCGACGUCUGCAGCGUGGAGCUAAGACUCUCUGUUUUCCGCAUUCGGAUCCGGGUUACAUCAGAUUGGGCCAUGCGAAACCGAUGGAGGUACCUAAAGGACACAUGGCCGUGUACGUGGGACAACCAGAUGGAGAUACGAAGAGGGAAUUGGUGCCUGUCAUUUACUUCAAUCACCCACUCUUUGGAGAGCUAUUAAAGGGAACAGAGCGGGUAUACGGGUAUAAUCAUUCGGGUGGGAUCACGAUACCGUGUGGGUAUUCGGAGUUUGAGAAGGUAAAGGUGAGGAUUGCCGCAUGGAAUCAUUGCCAUAAAAGUAGAGGUUACAGUUUACAGAGAAGGCACCAUAAGUAUUGGUAAUAUUCGUGUCAUUGGUGGGGAUUGAAUUUGUACCACAAAUAUUUUUAUUUUCCAUUUGGGAAAAUUCGAUUCCAAUAGUUUUUAUUAAUAGAAGAAGUGAAAUGAUUGCUUUUAAUGAUA
Molecule: messenger RNA, 821 nt
Organism: Populus trichocarpa (black cottonwood)
Lineage: Eukaryota; Viridiplantae; Streptophyta; Magnoliopsida; Malpighiales; Salicaceae
Product: auxin-responsive protein SAUR36
Exons: 1
Coding region: 171-701 (176 amino acids)
Biological process (GO): response to auxin
Source: RefSeq, a predicted model, not a curated record